Penicillium coprophilum is the source of this 210-nucleotide messenger RNA. RefSeq lists its product as uncharacterized. The transcript has a single exon. The record is from RefSeq and is a predicted model, not a curated record. NCBI's taxonomy places the organism in Eukaryota, Fungi, Ascomycota, Eurotiomycetes, Eurotiales, Aspergillaceae. The coding region runs from base 1 to 210 and encodes 69 amino acids.
AUGUUUCAAGUUGGAAUGGCAACUUUCAUGUGGGUGUACAACCGACAUAACCGUCCGGCCUUCGGUGUUGGUCUUUUCAUUGGUCUAGGCUGUUUCAGUUCGCUUCUAGCAGGAAUAACCUCAUGGUGGGAGGGGCGAAAAGUCAAGCGAAUUGAGGGCGCCUUUUCUGAAACAAAUGCGGAGGAAAAACAGGAAUCCAUAGAGCCAUGA